Messenger RNA from Arachis ipaensis, 854 nucleotides. The record is from RefSeq and is a predicted model, not a curated record. Lineage: Eukaryota; Viridiplantae; Streptophyta; Magnoliopsida; Fabales; Fabaceae.
UUCCUUCUCUUUUUUUCCCUUGCAACUCUAUAACUGACUCAGUCGGCUGUUAGGAAUUAAUUAAAGUGGUUACAGUUAGCCCUAAACCCCUUUAUAUUGCAACCUUUAUAUAUAUUCGAGCGUGAUAUGAGUGUUUGGUCCAUUGGAUGGGACUCAAGGCUUCUUGCUUGUGUUUAUUCUGGAGUGGUGUGUUUUGGAAUCGCAUAUUAUGUACAAGGAGUUGUGACCAGGGAACGUGGACCAGUUUUUGUGACUUCUUUCAUUCCUCUAAUUAUGAUUAUCACUGCUGUAUUGGGUACCAUUGUCUUGGCUGAGCAAAUUCAUCUUGGAAGCGUAAUUGGAGCUAUUGUAAUUGUUUGUGGGCUAUACACUGUGGUAUGGGAAAAAAGCAAAGACAAUGUGAAUAAUACAGAAGUAGUGAAAGUUGAGGGCCAAGAAUUGCCAAUAAGGGAUAGCAUAAAAUCAGGAUCAAACAUUUUUGAAAACAUUGAUGUUAAUUUGUUAGGUGCUUGGUUGGUGAUGUAAGGAGUUAAGAGUGUGCUGUUGCAAGUUAACUAGAUGAUGGUGUUGGCAUAGCUUUUCCUCACUUAAAUAUGAACUUUUGGCAUCCAUUUUUACUUAAAUGAUCUUUCAGUUCCGAUUUUCCUAUAAUAUAUUAAAUUGAAUUUUGUAUAGUUAGUAGUUACUCUGAAAUACAAGGAUGUAUAUUUAUCAUAUUCUGAAGUGACUAUAGUAUCUAUCUUUGGGUUCUGUGUGUUUUCAUAAACUAUAUAUGAAAUUAAUUUCAUUCUUUAUGAUAUUUUUGGGUUUUGUGUGUUUUCUUCUUCUGGCUUCUAUCUUCAACUGCUUCACAA